UCUGGUUUAUUGGGUUACUAAUAGCACAUUUGGUAUGAUUCAGCAAUUAUCCCUCAAACAUCAUGCUGUUCGUGCAAAGCUGGGGUUACCGGACAAGGAUGCUCCAUCAGCAUUGGAAAAAUCUGAAGAAAUUGAUAGUCCUGGAAAACAUUUGGAUUCCCCCGCAAAGCAACGCAAAAUAUCUGUCAAGGACCUAACCCCUAAAGGACUGGUAGCUCUUUCAGUCAAAACACUUGACAAAAGGACAGAAAGAAGGAGCAAUUUCUUUUUUGCACUCUUCAUCUCCGGCCAUCCCACAGAACUUGAGAAUAUUGAUCUUCUAAUUGUUGCUUCUCAGUGGGCUGGUGUUGCCUAUAUAAAACAGAGGCAAAUGGCUGAAGGAAUUGUACACCUGGAAAGAAUUGCAAUUUUGGAAGAGCUAGAGGAAGAAAGUUCCAAAGUCCAUUAUUAUGAUGGAUUGGUAUUACUUUCAAGUGCUUUAUAUAAUGUAGGUUGCAAGGCUGAAGCUGUAAAGCAUCUGCGUUUAGCUACUGCUUUUAACCCCGAGUAUUAACGGACUACUGCAACAAUGUGAAAACGCCAACGAUGAUUUUACAAGUGAUCUUAGCGGCAGCAGAAGAGGAGAUUAAUGGUGGCAAAAUGGAUCAUGACACAGUUUAGGCAGGUUGAUUGACACGAUCAAAACCUUUGUUAAAGGGUUGGGUUUGGGCUGAGGGUUAUCACCCUUCGAACCCGUUUAUGAUAUAUUAAUACUUAAUUAUCAUAAUUUUAAUCAAUGUUUUAAAAACCAAUCCGAGGUGAAACCUGACAAACUGCCAGGUCUCGA
Molecule: messenger RNA, 826 nt
Organism: Pistacia vera
Lineage: Eukaryota; Viridiplantae; Streptophyta; Magnoliopsida; Sapindales; Anacardiaceae
Product: ALBINO3-like protein 2, chloroplastic
Exons: 6
Coding region: 35-553 (172 amino acids)
Source: RefSeq, a predicted model, not a curated record